Molecule: messenger RNA, 366 nt
Organism: Glycine soja
Lineage: Eukaryota; Viridiplantae; Streptophyta; Magnoliopsida; Fabales; Fabaceae
Exons: 1
Coding region: 104-262 (52 amino acids)
Source: RefSeq, a predicted model, not a curated record
CCCAAAUAAGACCAUCCAACUUACAAUGAUAUAUAGUUAUAAAUAUUUCUUAGAGUUGCAAAUGUAAGUUUUUCUCUGAUCCAAAAUAACACAAAGCGAAAAUAUGGAUUCUGGCAUUUCCUGGGGUGAUCAAUGGGACAACAACCCUGCAUCAAACAAAGACAAGAAGAAGGGCAAGGAUGGGUCAGGCAAGAACAAAUUUGGGAAGACUAUGUUGAGCUUCAAAUGGGUGAAAGAACUCCGCAAGAAAACUCAGAAGUGAUGAAAAACAUUGUGAUGAUAACUAUUACUACUAUUUAAGAAGCAGCCUCUGGCUCUUAGAAACUAAGAACGCAAUAAUGUAAUUGAUUUUGUCACUAUCUUAAA